UAUAAAUGUACAAUGUGUGUAUAUAUGCUUAGGAAAUAAAAAAAUUACAAAAUAAACAUGUAAGAUAUAAAAAAGCAAUAAAAAAAAAAUAACAAAAAAAAUUCAAAACAAGUGUCAAAAUGUCAUCCCAUUUAUUGAAAAAAAAAUUUAUUCGAAAAAAAUAUAAUAACAAAUUUAACAUCAAUAGGAAAAACAAUAAUAAUAACAAUAACAACAAAAAUAAAAAUAAUAUCAAUAUUAAAAAGAGAACAUUCUAAUACCGUUAUUAAAUUUAUCUACCUAUUUAAAUCAAGGUCGAGUUCAACGUAAUAAAUUUUUCGUAAUAAAUUCCUCUCAAAAGAGUACACAUUAUAUGGUAACACCGUAGCGCCAUCUUCAUUAUUAUAUUAUCAUCUUUUCUCUCUAUUUACUACAAAGUAAAUAAAAAUUGUACAAGAAAAAAAAAUAAUAACAGCAAAAGAAUAAAAGAGAAAAAGAAAAAAGAUCAAUACAAAAUAGAAAAUAACAGAAUAAUAAUAAAGAAAAGAAAAGGAAGAACAGAAAAAAAUUAGAAAAACGAUUUCCGUUAUAUAAAUCUGUUAUAAAUCUUCUAAAGCAAUUUUACUUAUAAUAUAUUGAUUAUAUAUUGUUGUUUGUUGCUUUCUAUUAAUAAAUUUAUAUGUGUAGAUAAACUUUAUUUUGUAGAUAAAAAAAUUCUAUUACUACACAAUAUGCAAACACAUGUACGUAAAUAAAAUAAUAAGAUAUAAAUCGAAAAUAAAAAUCGAAUAUCGAAAAAAUACAAAGAAAAAAAAUCAUAAUAUGUAAACAGAAUGCAAAAACAAAAGAGGAAAAAAAACAAAAAUCGAUAAAUAAAUGAACAAAACAAUGACGAUGACGACUACGACGACGACGAUCAUAACGACAACGGCGGCAACGACGGCGACAACAACCACAAUAAAUAGAUUUUCUUUUUUGUAUCGAACACCGUUUCUCAAUAUACAAUAAGAAUUAUUGUCGUUUCUAUUGUAUUAAAAUAUAAGGAUUCAAAAGGAGCAAACAAAAAAAAAAAAACAAAAUUUAACUAGAUUUUUAUUAAUAAACAAUAAGAGCGAAUGAAAACAAAGAAAAGAAUUUAUUUACAUAUUUAUUUUAUAACUGCACACUCACAUACAUUUAUGGAAAUUUGUACAAGAAGAUAAAAAAAUUUUUUUUGUUUUCGUAUUUAAAUUUUCAACUUAAAGGAUAAUAUCGUAUUUGCCCAUACUCCGCCGAGCUUCAGGUCCUCUUAUGGAUUUUAAAUUUUUAUGUUGCUUUUUUUUUCGGUUUAAAUAGAAAUAAAUUUUGGAAUUUAUUUACGAAUGUUUAGCUAUUAAGGAUAGAAGAAAAAAAUCGAAAAGAAAAAGGACUAAAAUUGAAAGUUAAAAGAAUAAAUGAAAAUAAAAUAUAUCCUUUUUUUUUUAAUUCGAACAGAAAAAAAAAAAAAUAAAAUCGGAAUGGAAUUUCAAUAAUUUUUUUUUGUGUUUUUGAUUCUUUUUUUUUUCCGUAUAAAAUUGUUUUAUUUUUGUGAAAUGAAGAAUAAAUCUUCAUUUUCUCUAAUACAUUCUGAUACGUUUAUCUUGUCUGGUUUAUCUAAAAUGAUGGGAUCUUAAUAUAGAACACAAAAUAUAUCACGACAACAUUAUAUUAGUGUAUGUAUGUAUGCGUGUAUAUACAUAGGAAAAAUCACUUGAAUAAUCGAUUUAAAGCAGUUAUAAAAUAUGAGUCAACUCUCAUUUACCAAAAAAGAAGAAAAUUGUAACAUACAUUCUCUCUAAGGUCAAAAAUAAAAUCAAAAAGUGUACAAAUUCAAUUUUAUUCAACGAAAAUAAUAAACAAUUGCGGUUAAAAACAAAAGGCAAACAAAAGAGAAGAAAAGAAACAAAAAAGAAAAAUUAAAAAUUUGGACAAAAAAAUUUAUAAAUGAAGCUUCUACUAUCAACCUGUCGAUAUCCUUUUCAAACUUUUCUGCUGCUGACAGCGUUUCUAUUCUUUAACUAUUUUAUAUCAUCAACAAUUCAAAGUGAAUUGCUGUUAACAACGACAAUAAGAAAUAAGGCGACAAAAUUUGAAAUUGAAACUGAAACUGCAACAACUACAACAACAACAGCACCCACAACAACAAAUACAUUAUUGAAAAAUACAAUUUUGAUAACACCAAUAACAAAUAAUAAUAACAUUACAAAUUCGACAAAGGAUAUAAUAAAAGAAAAUAAUAAAAAAAUAAUAUUAAAAAAACCAAUGAUAUCAACAUCAUCUCCUCUUCAUAAUAAUAUUGUAUUAGAUGCUAAUAAUAAUAAUAAUAAUCAAUCUGAGGAAUUUCAAAAAGAAUCAAUUUUCAAUUCAUCAAUAUCAAAAUUAAUCAAAACAUCAAUAUCAAAUUUAUCAUUAACAUUAACAGAAUCCUCAUAUACGAUAACACCAAAAAUAAUAAAAGUGACAACAACACAAUUACCAUCAACAAUAAUAUAUGAUGGUUCAAGGACAAUUCAAAAGGAUAUUCUUAAAGAAAAAUUACAAUUGAUACAAACAAAAGAAUUUAAGAGAAAACUGAAAAAUUUUGAAAAAGAGCAAUUACUAUUGGAAAAAGAUAAAGAAAAUCAAAAUCAUUAUUAUCAACAGCGACAGCAACAGCAAGAGCAACAGCAACAAUCACAUUAUCAAAUUCAAUAUAAAAAUUCUAGUACUAUAAGAAAUAAUAGUAGUUAUCAUAAUAGUAAAAAAAAUAAUAGUAAUAUUAUAAGUGAUAACAUUAAAAUUCAACAUCGGCAUCAAUAUCGUAGUAUAAAAGAAAAUAUAACAAAAACAAAAAAUAAUAAUAAUGAUAGAAUUGGUGUAAUUUUAUUUAAUAGUGAUAAAAAUUCUAUCAAUACAACAACAAUUCAAUUGGGAUUUGAAAAAUUUUUGGAAUUUUUUCAACUUAAUUUGACUAAUAGAAGAGUAGAUUUUAUUAAAGAAAAUGGUCUUAACAAUUUAAUAAAACACUUGGAAAAUAAAAAUUAUACAACCAUAAUAAAAACAUUGCUAACUAAUGACAUCAGUGAAGAAGAAAAUGAACAAAAUAAUAAUAACAAAAAUUCACGUAAAAACAAUACAAAAACAAAUAAUUUCAAUAAUAAUAACCAAAAAUUUAAUAAUAAUAAUAACAAGAACAACAAUAAUAACAAUAAUAAUAGUAACAGCAACGGUAAAAACAAAAAUAAUAACAAAAAAAAAUUUAACCGUCAAAAACAUUUGAAUUCUAUUGAAUAUAUAAAAUCAGUUAGUAAUGCUGCUGUUGGUUUAUGUCAUCUUAGUCAAGGAUAUUUAAAGGACUUUAAUAAAACUGUAUUAAUGUGGCCGUGUCCAAAUAUGAAGACUUCUGGUGGCUCGAAUUUUUUACCAUCGUAUGAAGCAAUAUCCUUUGCUGUUAAAAGUAUCGUUAAAAAACUUGAUUGGACGGAAGCUCUUAUAUUAGUUCCAGAUACAAAUUGGGGACUGCCAUUGGCGAUAUCAGCAAAUUUAGAUAUUACUUAUCAAAUGGAAAUUGGAUCAAAAAAUCUUUUACAAAGCUCAAAAUAUAAAGACAAAAUUGGAAAAGUCAUAAUUGUUACUUCACCAUUAAAUGAUCCCGAUGUUAUUGAAAUAUUAAAGAUGUUAGAAAAAACAAUACAUACAAAUAUUCUAUUAAUUGAUAUUUAUGCAACAGCAUUUAAUUCAAAAAUAUUAUUUUAUAAAAAUUUAAUGAAAAUGAAACCAAAUUCAAAAUUUUUAUCAAAUAUUUUUAUUUUAACAAUUUUAAGUGAAAAAUAUCGUUUAUUUUUGGAUGUAGCAUUUGAAGAUGAAAUGAAAUCAGUAAAAAAUUUAUAUCAUACAACAAAAAAUAAUGAAAUAAAAAAUGGUGAUAGAAUUAAAAAUGAUAUUAAAGGAAAAUAUGAUGGUAUAAAAGAUGCUACAUUAAUACCAGAUUUUACAACAUUUAAGUGCCAAAAUUUACAAAAAUUAGAAGAAAAUACAAAAAGACUGUUGCAAAAUGAAGAGCAAUCAAAAAAUUUUCAAAAUUUAUCAUAUUUUUCAUCAUCAUCAUCAUCAUCAACGCCAUUACCAUCAUCAUCAUCAACUACAUUAUUAUCAAGAAAAAAAUCAUUUUUCUCAGAAUUUAAUGAAAAGAAUCCUUUUACACCCGUUGAAUUACUCGAAUUAUGUAAAUCAGAAAAUUUAACAAGUUUAAUUGAAAACGCUAACAAAGAUUGUACAACAACUAAUUCAAAGUUCAUACAAUUAAAAUGGAGAGCAUCAUCUGUUCUAACAGAAAAUAAUAAAAAUGAUAAUUUAUUAGUAACAUCAUCACAAUUACCAUCAUCAAAAUCAAUAUCAAUGUCAUCAUUAUCAUCAUCAAAUACAUCCCACCGGAAUAACAAUAAAGAGAAAGUAGAAAAAGAAGAUGAAAAUAAUGUGGAUGAUCAAAAUAAAUUUAAUUUCGAGAAUCGAAAUUUAAAUGAAAUCGAAACAAUCGUAAAGAAGAUUUGUAAAAAUUCUCAGACAGAUUUAAUUAAAUGGAAUAGUAAUAUUAGAAUACUUAAAGAUUUAAUUGAUUUUUUUCAUUUAUAUGAUUUUAUAGCAACAAAUUUAAUAACUACAUUACCAAUGGACACUAAUAAAAAUAAUAAUAAUCAUAAACACAAAAAAGAUAAUAAGUCUAAUAUUAUUAAUAAAUAUUCGACUGAUAUUGAUAGUAAUAGUGAUGACAAUAUGACAAUCUUGAAUAAAAUUGAUGAUUUUAAUAAUAAUAAUAAUAACAAUAAUAAUAAGAAGAAGAAUAAUAAUGUUGAUGAUAUUGAUAAUAAUGAUUAUAAUAGUAAUAAUAAAGGAUAUCAAGCUAAUGAUGACAACAGUAACAUUAAUAAUGCAGCAAAUCAAAUAGUUAAAUUUAAUUUCAUUGUUUUAGAUAUAAAUGAAAGAUGUAUUAAUAUUAAUGAUGAAAUUGAUGAUGAUUAUAUUCGAUUAAAUAUCGAUAUCAAUAAUAAUACUAGUUCAAAAAAUUUAAAUUUUAUGAUAAAUAAUAGUGAAAUUAAUGGUUCUAUUAUUGAUGGUAACGUUGAAAAUUAUAAUGAAAUAUACAGGAAUAAUGUGAUAAAAUCUAAUAAUAAAACAAUAAGAAAAGAAAAAUUCACUAGUGAAUGUAAUUUAAUGUGGAGACCAUUUUUAAUUUUGGAACAAAAUAAAUUUGAUUUAUAUGUUUCAUAUCCGAUACAUCCGCAAACAUGGGACUGGGAUAAUUUAAAUCCAAAAGAUAUUUUAGUUCGUUGUGGUACAUUUUGUUGGAUAUUAAUUGGAAUUGCUUUUGUUUUAUUAUUGAUUAUAAUAGUUGCAAGUGUUGCUCUGGGAAUUGCAGUUAGGAAUUAUUUACUGCGAAGACGUUUAUCACGUGGACCCAAUAAAAUUGUUCUUUCAGCAAAUGAUUUUGUAUUUCCAGUUGAAAAUAGGAGGGUUGACGAAGGUAUCGAAGCAAUGUUAUGCUGUUGGUUACAACAACUUCAAGAAUUUGGUGGUCCAGAAGUUGAUAAACCAGAUUUAUUAAAAGGUUCAAUAGGUUCAUUAAAAAAUUUAGGUUUAGUACCAACAAGUGGUACUGGUACAGGAGGUCAAACUGGCAGUGGAACUGGUGGUACUGGUGGUGGUAAAACAACAAAUUCUGGUAGUGGUAGUUUAGCACGUCAUAAUCCAACAUUUAUUGAUAUGAGAGCACGUUAUAAUGGUGAUUUGGUACAAUUAAAAGAAAUACCAAUGAAUGGUUCUGUUGAAUUAAAAUCCAAAGCUAUGGAUUUACUUGUAAUGGCACAUGGUUUACGUCACGAAAAUAUAAAUCCUUUAAUAGGUUGGUUAAGUGAUCCAUCUCGUACAGCAAUGGUAUUUGAUUUUUGUUCACGUGGUUCAUUACAAGAUGUUUUAAUUAUGGAUGAAAUAAAAUUAGAUUGGUCAUUUCGUUUAAGUUUAUUAACUGAUUUAGUUCGUGGUAUGCGUUAUUUACAUUCAACACCGAUACGUGUUCAUGGUAGUUUAACAUCACGUAAUUGUGUUGUUGAUGCACGUUGGGUAUUAAAAAUAACUGAUUAUGGUUUAGCAACAUUUUAUGAAGCACAAGGAUUACCACCACAACAUAAAAGUGCUAAAGAAUUAUUAUGGACAGCACCAGAAUUAUUACGUAAUACAAAAGGUCAUAAUAAAUGUGGUACACAAAUGGGUGAUGUUUAUUCAUUUGGUAUUAUUAUGCAAGAAGUUGUUGUACGUGGUGAACCAUAUUGUAUGCUAUCAUUAUCACCAGAAGAAAUUAUAACAAAAAUAAAGAAACCCCCACCAUUAAUUAGACCAUCGGUAUCAAAAGGUGCAGCACCACCCGAAGCAAUUAAUAUUAUGAGACAAUGUUGGGCUGAACAACCAGAUAUGAGACCGGAUUUUAUAUCAGUUUAUGAACGUUUUAAAAUGUUAAAUCAUGGUAGAAAAGUGAAUUUUGUUGAUACAAUGUUUCAAAUGCUCGAAAAAUAUUCAAAUAAUUUGGAGGAGCUUAUACGAGAACGUACUGAACAAUUGGAUAUUGAAAGAAAAAAGACUGAACAAUUAUUGAAUAGAAUGUUACCCAGCUCUGUCGCUGAAAAACUUAAAAUGGGUUUGGCUGUGGAUCCUGAAGAAUUUUCGGAUGUAACAAUAUAUUUUAGUGAUAUCGUUGGUUUUACAACGAUUGCAGCACAUUGUAGUCCUGUUCAAGUGGUGGAUUUAUUAAAUGAUCUAUAUACAAUAUUUGAUGCUACAAUAAAUGCAUACAAUGUAUAUAAGGUUGAAACUAUAGGUGAUGCUUACAUGGUUGUUAGCGGUUUACCAGUCAGAAUACCAGAUCACGCUGAACAAAUUGCAACAAUGGCCUUAGAUCUAUUACAUCAAAGUGGUAGCUUUAAAGUAAAACAUUUACCUGGCGUACCAUUACAAUUAAGAAUUGGAUUACAUACUGGUCCAUGUUGUGCUGGUGUAGUUGGAUUAACAAUGCCUCGUUAUUGUUUAUUUGGUGAUACAGUAAAUACAGCUUCAAGAAUGGAAUCUACAGGAUCUUCAUCACGUAUUCAUAUGUCAGAAGCAACUCGUGAUCGUCUAGAAAAAGCUGGUGGUUAUAGUAUUGAAGCAAGAGGUCCAAUCGAAAUCAAAGGUAAAGGACUAAUGAAUACAUUUUGGUUAUUAAGUAAAAAAGGAUUUGAUAAACCAUUACCGGUACCACCACCUAUUGGUGAAUCUCAUGGUCUUGAUGAAUCACUUGUUAAUAAGUGCAUUACAUUACAAAGUUCACCAUUAACAAAUGCCAAUAGUACAAAUCCAUCAUCAAGUCAAUCAUCAUCAUUAGCUGGUGAAUCAGUUGAAGUUAAAGUUGAAAUAACACCGCCAACAAAUACAAAUGAAACUCCUAUAAAUAUAAUGUUAUCAAAUUCAUAUUCAUUAGAUUCAUCUACAACAAUAAAUUUAAGUCCAAAUAUUAUAUCGAUAAAUAGUGGUGUACCUGGUAGUGUUGGUAGUAGUGAUGUAUCAUCAACAAAAUCAAUUAGCCCACAAACACGUAAAUUAUCAGAAUUACAAACUGUUACAGAAAAUCUUUUAAUACCAGGUUCAUUUAAUCGUAUGCCAGCAUCAACAUCCUCAUCAUCAUCAAGAAUAUAUAAACGUUUUGAAGAAAUUAUGGAUUUAAGUUUACCAUAUAAUAGUUAUAAAUGUUUAAGUCCAUCCGAAAAUAAUUUAUCACAAUUUAUGGACGGUAAAUAUAUAUAUGGAGCACAUCAUGGUAAUAUAGGUGGUAGUAGUAUUGGUGUUGCUGGUGUCGGUGGUAGUAGUAGCGGUGGUGGUACAUCUGGUAUGUGUGGUGGUAUCGGCGGUGGAAGUAUUAAACAUUAUGAUAAUAAACCAGGUUCAAGUCGCCUACUAAGACGUCAAUUUAGUUUAGAUAAAGAUGAUGCACCAUCAUCAAAUCAAUUACAGCAAUUACAUGCAGCUGCAGCAUCAAUACAACAAGCUUUAAAUACAUCAAAUCAAUCAGUAUCACAAACAAAUAAUUAUAAUACAUUAACAACUACUGGUGGACAUAAACAAACCUUAGAUAUACCAAUAUUACAAGAGAAUCGUUGGAGUCCAAAAGGACAAUUGGGUAGAUUACAUAAACAAAAUUCACAAUCAAUUAAUCAAGAUUUAGAAAAAAUUGAAGAAAUUCCAAUGUCACCAUCAAGUUCAUCACAACAACAUAGCGGCAGUAUUGAUAGUAAUUUAAAUCGCAGUCCAACAAAUAGUUAUACUAGUGAAUUUAUAAAUAAUGAACGUAAAAAUAGUGAAAAUAAUGGAAAUAAUACUAGAUCUCCAGGACAUGAUAAUCUUCAAAAAAGACCUAAUCAAGAAAUUACAUUGAAUGUUGAAAAUUUAGUGCAUAGAUAGGAAACAAUUUAAAAAAAAAAAAUCAAAUUUAAAAAAUGAACAGGUAAUAUAAAAUUACGUGUACGGGAAGAAAUUUUAAAGAAAUUCUAAAUAUUUUAACAAAAAAUUUUAUUUCCUUACCUUCUUUAAUUUACUAUUGGUACAGGGGAGCAAAAUCACCUACAUUUUAUGACUAAAUAAAAUUUGGUUUUUAUCACUCCUGUACUAUACCAGAUUUUAACACUAACAAAAAUACUAAAGUUAUGUGACAUUUUUCCAAAUUUCUACUAUCAUUAUUCUAAAAUAACCUAACAGAUGGCGUUAGUUGCCAUUUUUAACAUUAUUUAUUUAUUUCUAACCACCACAACCCUCCUGUUACGUUAAAGUAUUUUUGAUUUAAAAUAAUAAUAAUUGUUAAUUCAAAAGAGCAAUACUGUUAAUUUAACAGUAAAAAAGUUUAUUGUACCGUUAAUUUUUUCUGUAAUUAAAAAUUUAUUUUUCAUAUUUAAAUUCUUCCAAACCAGGGAAAUUUUAAUAAAUUAGAAUGUGUCAAAAAAUAUUUAUUAAGCGGGACGAUAUGAAAAAUGUCAUUAUUUACUGUAUUCUAUAAUAUACUCGUACUAAAACUAUAAAAGAAACUAUUUUAGAAUUAAAAAAUAAAAUUAAAAACUAUUUAUUAAGUAGUAAAAAAAAUGGUUAAAUUUUUUUUAGAAAAUUUUAACCAAAAAUCGUCGGCAUCUUAGUUUAAAAAAAAAAAUGGGGAAUAAAGAAUGAUUAAAUUUUUAAAGUUUGACAUUUAUGGAAAAGCGGUAUGUGCACGAAAGCUUUAUUUUUAAGUCUCCGUCAAAACAAAACAAAAUUAAAAAAUAUUUAAAACUAAUUUAAUUUUAUUUUUUCGUUGUUACUAGCAAAUAGAAUAAUUAAUUAUGAAAAAAUUAGUUCAUUUUUAAAAUUUAUUAAAAUUUUAAUGUUGCUGUGUAUAAAAUAAAAUUAUGUCUAAAAUAUAUUUAACAAAAUGUGAAAAUAUUUAUGAUUAAAAGUUACGAGAAAAAAAAUAAAAUACUUAAAAGUACUUACUCUUAUUGUGAAUAAAUUGAAAUUAAAUUGAAAAAAUUUUAGAAAACCAACAAAAAAUGAAAAUUAUUAAAUGUAAAAGAAAUAAAAAAUAUUUGA
Messenger RNA from Condylostylus longicornis, 9612 nucleotides. RefSeq lists its product as uncharacterized. Bases 1942 to 8460 code for a protein of 2172 amino acids. Gene Ontology annotation, molecular function: guanylate cyclase activity; peptide receptor activity; ATP binding. Gene Ontology annotation, biological process: cGMP biosynthetic process; receptor guanylyl cyclase signaling pathway; protein phosphorylation. The record is from RefSeq and is a predicted model, not a curated record. The transcript is spliced from 17 exons. Lineage: Eukaryota; Metazoa; Arthropoda; Insecta; Diptera; Dolichopodidae.